AUGGCAGAGCAGGAUGUGGAACAGGAGCUUCUGGAUUACGAGGAAGAUGACGAGCCCCAGGCUCCCCCAGAAAGCGCCCCAGCCCCCCCCAAGAAAGACGUCAAGGGCUCCUACGUUUCCAUCCACAGCUCUGGCUUCCGGGACUUUCUGCUGAAGCCAGAGCUGCUGAGGGCCAUCGUGGACUGUGGCUUUGAGCAUCCGUCUGAGGUCCAGCACGAGUGUAUUCCCCAAGCCGUCCUGGGGAUGGACAUCCUAUGCCAAGCCAAGUCCGGGAUGGGCAAGACGGCAGUCUUUGUGCUGGCCACCCUGCAGCAGAUCGAGCCCAUCAACGGACAGGUGUUGGUCCUGGUCAUGUGCCAUACUCGGGAGCUGGCCUUCCAGAUCAGCAAGGAGUAUGAGCGCUUUUCCAAGUAUAUGCCCAAUGUCAAGGUGUCUGUGUUCUUCGGUGGCCUUUCCAUCAAGAAGGACGAAGAGGUGCUGAAGAAGAACUGCCCGCACGUGGUGGUGGGGACCCCGGGCCGUAUCCUGGCGCUUGUGCGGAGCAGGAACCUCAGCCUGAAGAACGUGAAGCACUUCGUGCUGGAUGAAUGCGACAGGAUGUUGGAGCAGCUGGACAUGCGGCGGGACGUGCAGGAGAUCUUCCGCCUGACCCCCCAUGAGAAGCAGUGCAUGAUGUUCAGUGCCACCCUGAGCAAGGAGAUCCGGCCCGUCUGCAGGAAGUUCAUGCAGGAUCCCAUGGAGGUGUUUGUGGACGAUGAGACCAAGCUGACACUGCACGGACUGCAGCAGUACUACGUCAAGCUCAAGGACAGCGAGAAGAACCGCAAGCUCUUCGAUCUCCUGGACGUGCUGGAGUUUAACCAGGUGGUUGUCUUCGUGAGGUCUGUGCAGCGCUGUAUGGCCCUGGCCGAGCUCCUCGUGGAACAGAACUUCCCGGCCAUAGCCAUCCACCGGGGCAUGGCCCAGGAGGAGCGCUUGUCACGCUAUCAGCAGUUCAAGGAUUUCCAGCGGCGCAUCCUGGUGGCCACCAAUCUGUUUGGCCGGGGGAUGGACAUCGAGCGGGUCAACAUCGUCUUCAACUAUGACAUGCCCGAGGACUCGGACACCUACCUACACCGGGUGGCCCGUGCGGGCCGCUUCGGCACCAAAGGCCUGGCUGUUACUUUUGUAUCUGACGAGAAUGAUGCUAAAACCCUCAAUGAAGUCCAGGAUCGAUUCGAAGUGAAUGUGGCAGAGCUUCCAGAAGAAAUUGACAUCUCCACAUACAUUGAGCAGAGCCGGUAA
Messenger RNA from Orycteropus afer afer, 1284 nucleotides. The record is from RefSeq and is a predicted model, not a curated record. Lineage: Eukaryota; Metazoa; Chordata; Mammalia; Tubulidentata; Orycteropodidae.